AGUCGAAGGGGAGAAGGUUACUGACUGUGUGUGUUCUCACAAAAGCUCUUUCUUUCUCUCCUUGGAUAUCUUCUGAAAUAUCUCCACACCGCAGCUGCUGGCUGGAGGAAGGAAUGUGAUGGAAAGACUGAGGUUAGAGACGCUGGUUAAGAAGGCUGCUGAGGGGUGCAGGUGAGGAAUGGAGCCAGAGGUGAUAAUGGGGAUGGCAAUAAGGGGACAAACCUGAGGCCUGAGUGACGAUGGACUGGAAGGAAGUGGGGGAGAGGCAGGAAGACAAGGAUGAGCCUCAGAUUCCUGACGUGGGGGUCAGAAUUCCUGAAAAGACUCCAGCUCCAGAUACAGACUUAGGAGUCAGCAGCAGAGAGCAAAUAACUCCAGCCAGAGAAUUGAUGAGCUCUCCUGGGAAGAGGGGUGUAAAGAGAGAAGAAAAGAGGGCCUAGAACAGAGGCACAGAGGGCCGAGGGAAGAGCCGGUUGGAGAAGGAAGAGAGAAACCAUAAGCACACGCUGUUAAAAAUGUUAAGGAUAUGACUGUUUUAAGAAGGGUGUGCUUAGGUGCAGUUGUGCGCCGGGUCGCCGAGACGUCGAUCCCCAAGUACAAGCCGUUGCGCCUGGCAACCCUGCCCACUACCCUCGACCCAGCUGAAUACGACAUAUCUCCGGAAACUCGGAAGGCACAAGCCGAGGGUUUGGCCAUAAGAUCCCGGCUUAAACGGGAGUACCUGCUUCAGUACAACAUCCCCAGCCGUCAUGGUGUCAUCGAAGAUCCUGCCUUGAUUCGUUGGACCUAUGCAAGAUCAGCAAACAUCUAUCCCAAUUUCAGACCCACUCCCAGGACCUCACUUUUAGGAGCUCUGUUUGGAAUUGGGCCCCUCCUCUUCUGGUAUUAUGUUUUCAAAACCGACAGAGAUAGGAAAGAAAAACUUAUCCGGGAAGGAAAAUUGGAUCGAACGUUUAACAGCUCAUAUUAAGUCUGGCAAUGAUGACUAUAUGUACUGUUGUUUAAAUGAAUCUAUUAAUCAUUAAAAAGUUUUUCUUUCUUAAUAUUAAAAAAAAAAAGAAGAGUGUGUUCAAAAGUGUCCAGUUCUGCUGAGAUGUCUCCACAGGUCACUGGUAACCUUGACAGUGAAGAUGAAUGCGACCUUGGGGUGGUGCUGAAGUGAUGGUGAGAGGGGGCACCUCCUAUCAGGGACAAGUAUUUUUUAUCUUCUUCACACUGUAACCAAAAUGUGUUUAUUCAUUCAUUCUAUAAAUACGUCAUUUCUUAAGCACCUAAUGUGCUGGGCACUGUGUUCAGAGCUGCAGACCAGACAGAAGGUCCUUGAGGUCCUCACUGGCCAGGAGGAGACAGAUACUCUCUCCCAUUGCACAAGACCAUGUGACGUAAUUGCUAUAAUGGAGAUGCACGACAGGGCCUUUGGAACAAGCUGGACCAACUCUACCAGGGAGGGGGAAGGGGU
Molecule: messenger RNA, 1459 nt
Organism: Physeter macrocephalus (sperm whale)
Lineage: Eukaryota; Metazoa; Chordata; Mammalia; Artiodactyla; Physeteridae
Product: NADH dehydrogenase [ubiquinone] 1 beta subcomplex subunit 4-like
Exons: 2
Coding region: 527-970 (147 amino acids)
Cellular component (GO): mitochondrion
Source: RefSeq, a predicted model, not a curated record